Tilletiaria anomala UBC 951 is the source of this 4946-nucleotide messenger RNA. RefSeq lists its product as uncharacterized. Lineage: Eukaryota; Fungi; Basidiomycota; Exobasidiomycetes; Georgefischeriales; Tilletiariaceae. Gene Ontology annotation, biological process: negative regulation of transcription by RNA polymerase II. Bases 175 to 4491 code for a protein of 1438 amino acids. The transcript has 6 exons. Gene Ontology annotation, molecular function: transcription corepressor activity. The record is from RefSeq and is a predicted model, not a curated record. Gene Ontology annotation, cellular component: Sin3-type complex; chromatin.
UACCGCUGCGGGGUCAACCUCAUUGGCCAUCCGCGAGCUCAAGUGCAAGAUUGCGCUCGGUCGUGCUCUACAAAGACGCUAGUCGGCUCGAAUCUUGGCGGUCUCGCUCCGAAUAAGAGCAGCUUCCCGCUUGUGUGACAGCCAAAGCAAAAAAAAAACUUGCAAAUCGUCACAAUGGCGACGCUCAACGUCAAAGAUGCGCUCUCCUACCUGGACCAGGUCAAGGUCCAGUUUGCGGAGCAGCCAGAUGUGUAUAACCGCUUCCUUGACAUCAUGAAGGACUUCAAGUCCCAAAGCAUCGAUACGCCCGGUGUCAUCGAGCGCGUAUCCACCCUCUUCCGUGGGCAUCCAUCCCUGAUCCAAGGCUUUAACACCUUCCUACCACCUGGAUACCGGAUUGAAUGUUCUCUAGACCCCGGUGACAACAACCUCAUCACCGUCACGACACCCACCGGCACCACCACGCAAACCCCCGGCGGUGUUGGCAUCGCAGGCGCAAUUAACCGGCUCAACACAGCCCCCGCUGGGAGCAACGUCGCCGGUGCUCCCGCUGCUGCCAGCGUCGGUGCAGGACCCAACAGCUCGCCUGCCGCUCCUGGCAGGGGUAGCAUCAGCCAUGAGGCAGGGCUUGCCAGUGCGUCCGGCGUGCCGUUUACGCCGAGUGGGCACGGUAUGCAGCCGUCCAUGUCGGUCGGUGGGUUUUCUAGCACGAGUACCCAAGGGAUACCUAAUGGUAUCCCCGGUCUCGGUGGUUCCAAUGCCCCUGCGACGCCUGGCGCAACGGCUGGUGCAGGCGUGCUCUCUCACGGCGGAGCCGGCAUGGGUGGCCUCGGCGACCCGCGCCGACCGCCGGUGGAGUUCAACCACGCCAUCAACUAUGUUAACAAGAUAAAGCAACGCUUCAGCAACGAUCCCGAGACGUACAAGCAGUUCCUCGAGAUCCUGCAGACAUAUCAGAAGGAACAGCGACCGAUACAGGAUGUCUACGCUGAAGUGACUAUCCUGUUCGACAAGGCGAAAGACCUGCUCGAGGAGUUCAAGCAGUUCUUGCCCGAUACGAGCGCCAACGCGCAGCCACAGCAAGGCGGCCUUUUCGGUGCGGUGACGCAAGCAACACAGGUGGGUGGGCAGCCGAGCGUCAUGGGGCACAGCACCAUCGGGCCCCUCGAUGGCGCCGGCGCUGCACUUGGUGGGCUGGGCGGUGCGACUGCGCCAUCUCCCGCUAUCGUGCCACCAAGGGGCAAGAUCGGCGCGGCAGGCACUGCUACAGCGGCAGGCGCGCCAUCCGCUAAGAGCAAGAAGCGUUCUGCUGCAGCCGCUGCUGCCUCCGUUGCGGGAGAGGCCGGCGUCGCUCCCGGCGGCAGAGCCCAGGCUGCCGGCGCAGCCAAGUCCAAAAAGAGCAAGCAUCAUCAUAAGUCGACGGCAGCAGCUGCAGCUGCAGCUGCAGCUGCAGCGGCAGCAGCGGCAGACUCAGCACCACUCUCGCAGCAGCAACAACAACACCAGCAACACCAGCAGCAACACCAGCUACAACAACAACAACAACAACAACAGCAGCAGCAGCAGCAGCAGCAGCAACAGCAGCAGAUGCAAAUGCAGAUGCAAAUGCACUCGCCGCAGCUCGCCGGUAGCGCCGGCGCGGAGCAGCCGAUCGGCAUGCCGCACGUCCAGAUGCAGGCUUACGUCGGGCCGGACGGGACGGUGAUCCAUGCGGACACGGCCGCCGCUGCUGGCCUCCUACCUGCGGUCGGGCCGAUGGGCAUGCCUCUUGCUCCUGGCCAGGUGGCACUCGCAUCGCUCGACGAGGUCGCCUUCUUCGAUCGCAUCAAGAAGCACAUCGACGACCGCGGGACAUACCUCGAGUUUCUCAAACUGCUCAACCUCUUCACGCAAGACAUCAUCGAUGUGCGCACGCUCAUCGAUCGCGCCGCGCUCUUCAUCGGCAACCACCGCGAGCUAUUUGCCACGCUCAAGACGCUCUGCGGCUAUGACAUGGGCAAGCACGGCUGGCUCGAGAACGAGGACCCCAUCAUCGAGAAUGUCCCAGCGUUGCAGCGCGAGCGGAUCGACCUGAACACGUGCAAGCAGUACGGCGCCAGCUACCGCAAGCUUCCCAAGUACGAGAUCAAUCUCGCCUGCUCUGGGCGCGACCCCAUGUGCUGGGAGGUGCUGAACGACGUCUGGGUCAGCCACCCGACGUGGGCGAGCGAGGGCGAGAGUUUCAACCCGCACAAGAAGAACAUCUACGAGGAUGCGCUGUACCGCUCAGAGGAAGAGCGGCACGAGUACGACUACCACAUCGAAGCGAAUCUGCGCACCAUCGCUCUGCUCGAGCCUAUCGCCGCGCGCAUCAGCACCAUGGACAAUGAAGAGCGCGCCGCGUUCAGGCUCAAGCCUGGCCUUGGCGGCCAGAGCAAAAGCAUCUAUCAGCGCGUCAUCAAGAAGGUCUACGGUCGCGAUCACGGCCUGGAAGUAAUCUCAGCCUUGCACGAUAACCCGUGCAUCGCCGUCCCCGUCGUGCUGCAGCGGCUUAAGCAGAAGGACGAGGAGUGGAAGCGCGCCCAGCGCGAGUGGAACAAGGUCUGGCGCGAGGUGGACGCGCGCAACUACUACAAGAGUCUCGACCAUCAGGGCAUCCACUUCAAGACGACCGAUAAGAAGGCCAUCACGUCCAAAGCCUUUGUCGCCGAGAUUGAAGCGCGCCGCACACAGCAGCAGCAGCGCAGGCUCAACAUUGACCCGAGUCUCCCACGCGCACGCCCGCGAUACCAGCUAGCGUACGUGCUCGACGACGUGCAGGUCCUCACCGACGUGCUCAAGCUCGCGUUCAGCUUCCUUGACCGCGCCAACUUCUCCCGCGCAGACGCCGACCGCAUCGAGACGUUCCUGCGCGCCUUUGUCCCCAACCUGAUGCAGCUCCACGGCAAGGAGCUCGAACAGCUUCUCGCAGGCGACGAGGACGACGAUAACAUGGACGACGAUGAUGCCGCCAGCGAAGGCACCGCCAGCGGCGUCGACGAUGACUCGGACAGCGUCAUCGGCGGCAGUGGCGCCCCAAGCGCUGCAGGCGCUGGCGCUGUUGCUGCAACUGCUACUGGUUCUUCGGCUGCGUCGACAGUCGGCAGCGCGAGCGUCAGCAGGCGAGGCGGCACCAAUCCCAGCCGGAAGCAGCAGGCUGAUCUGCGCCGCAGAUUGCUCAAGAGCCAGGCCGAGUCUUCGGGAGCGGCGAAAGAGGCCCCCGUAGCGGAUGAAGCAUUGACUCCUUCGGCUGCCACUGGUGCAGAGGGUGGCGAUGCUGCCACGAACGGCACAGCGAACGCGGACGCGAAUACAAAUGCAAAUGAAGCCGAUACCGAGAUGACUGAUGUGAAUGCUACCGUUUGCAAAAAUGCGGCUGCAGAGGCCGGACAGGAGGAGACGGAGUCGUCAAAAGACAAGCCUGCUGCGAGCGAUAGCGCUUCGUUCUCCUCUUGGAUCCAGGCCGACUUGAAUCAAACGUUCGACUCUAUAAACGAAAAGGGGGCACAACCCAAUGGAGCUGAUGCAGCAGCUGCGGCUUCUGCUGCUGCCAUCGAUGGCCCCGCUCGGCACCCGACUGCCGGCGUGCGCAAGCAGAACUUCUUCUGCAACACGAGCUUCUACGUUUUCAUUCGAUUAUUGCAGAUCCUUUACGCACGCCUGCACAAGAUGAAGACUAUCGCGGCCGAGAAGGCGGAACAGCACCCUUCCAAGCAGCGCGUCAACCCGAUCGCGGUGGAACUCGGCCUACAGGACGUCUCGAGCGGUCCUGCAGCCAUCGUCGGCGUUGCUGCUGCGCAUGCCGGUGUCAAUGGUGCAGAAGAGAGCGGUCUGUACCUUCAUCCGGCGCGGUAUUACGACACGCUGCUCGACCUCUGCGAGAAGCUCUUUGAUAGCGACCUGGACCAGGCUACUUUCGAGGAGAGUGUGCGGUAUAUGUACGGCAUCGAUGGUUAUGUCAUCUUUACCAUUGACAAGGUUGUCAGCGCCUUCGUCAAGGCUGCGCAAGGUUUGAUGACAGAGCAACGAGGCCAGGAACUACUUGCCCUCUUCGACCGCGACCGUUUGCGCACAUACGAUGAGGUGACCGGCUACAAGCAGCAGAUCGAGAAUCGCAUGGCGGCCGAGGCUAUCAUCGGCAAGGACGAGAAUCUGUUCCGGGUGGAGUGGAUCCCGCCGAGCAGCACGAUGCUCAUUCAGAUGCUCAGUAAGGACGACUUGACGCUCGACGACCCGGCUACCGCGGAGCAGAAGUGGCUGUACUACAUGUCGAGCUACUGCCUGUGGCAGCCGACGGAAGGCCUGCCCGGCGAGACAUACGCGCCUUUCCUCAAGAGAUCCAUAGCGCCCAAUGCGGAAGCCGAGCUCGAGGACCAAGACGUGCGCUUCACGAUCAAGACGGGUCUGGAGAUCAAGGUAGGUCGCCUCUCCUUCGUCUGCUGCCAAUCGCCUUUCUGCUUUACGCCCCGCUGACGCGCAUCCCUGCCCACCCCUCGGUGCUGCGGCUCUGACAGAUCUGCAUCCGAACAUACCGCCUGUUUUUUGUUCAAGACACGGAGGAUGUCUUUGUGCGGCAUCGCAAAGCCGACGAACUGGAAGUUCUCGAGAAGAAAGGCGCAGAGCAGCGUAAGAACAAACUCGACAGGUUCAAUAGCUGGCUCGCUGGAGCACAUACUGCAGCCGCGUCUGCGGUUGCUCCUGCUGCGAACGCCGGUGCAGGUGCAGGUGUUGCGAGCGCUGGUGGCAAGAAAUGAGCAUCGAUCGUUGAUCAAUCGUGGGUUCGACUCAGCUCGGCCAUGUCGGGAAUGGUGCGGAGGACAUGAUAUAUGAUAUCCGUGUACAAACAAAAAGUACGAAUACAAGCAGAGAGUUGAAUCGAAAUUAUGCUUCCUUGCUGAGUCGUACUUGGCAGCCAUCAGGCAUGAGCG